AUGGACGCCUCCCGAUAUCAACUCGUAGACUCCCUCUACGGUCCGGGCACAGUAGGAGCAUGGCUCUUGACCCUCUGCGCCGUCCUCAUCAGCUGGACGCUCAACAAAUCUAGCCGCCGUAAAGACACAAUCUCUAUUGACUUUAUUGGCGCCUUACUACUCCCUUUGAUUGCCGCUGGCCAUCUAAUUUUCCAAGUGUCAAGGCUACCCUACUCAGUCGUCGAGACCAUCACCUCAACCAACGCCGAGAUCCAGCAAUACGCAUCUGCCCUCGAGGCGCCGCUGAACAUUUGCGAAACCUUUUCCAUGGUAUCGCUACUUGCAGCAACUAUCUGCGGACCAUGGUGGGAUAGUGGCCCUAAGCUGCGGCGACUCGGCGCGGUUUUGGUAACGGGACUCCUCAGUUGGGGAACUGAGAAUCUCAUGUUUGCCAAGGCGACGCUGAAAGGAGUCAAAGUUAGCGACGCAACACUUAGCAGACCUUAUUUGUUCUUUGUUACGCCUCUUGUGGCAACGACUUGGGGAUUCAUCGUGCUAUGUGUUCUCGUUGGGGGAAUGGUAUGGAUCACAGGCAGAAUCAAUAUAAAGAAGGCCAGGAAGUCGGAGGCUGACUUGGAGGAUAUAAGGAGAAUCUGGUCGCAGAAGUACAACUCGACUGUAUCGACCCUGGAGACGAGUGGCAAGGGAGUUACACGAGCUCAGAUGGCUAAACUCAAUGCAAUGGACCUGGACAUGACAAGACGUGACGCUGUGGCGAUGAAGGCCAUCUCGCUGAUGACGAUGCUCUUCCUGCCGGGGUCGUUUCUAUCCGCAAUUUACUCAAUGUCCUUUUUCUCGUAUACCACUACUAAAGAGACGACUGUGGCCGAAACGUCUCAACACUUCUUUCUGAUUCCAGAGUCGAAUGGGUCUAUGAGCAACCUGGACCAAAUUUUGGCAUUGACAGGCGGUGUUCUUGUUUUACUGUGGACAGUUAGAGCAGCGUACUUGUCCCGCAAGAAAACUGUGGCAGUUGGGCAGUCAAAAUCUGACAAUGCCCUUCACCAAGGCUCGCUACCAAACUAUGCUCUCACUUCAGGCCAGCAGCUGUCAAGUAAACUGCUGGAAUACGGUCCUUUGGCUCGAAACCCAAACCACCAACUCCCACAUAGUUUUGCCGGGCUGGAAAUUCAAAUGAAGCAUCGACUCGCCAUCACGGUUUUGGUAGCUGCCUUGUCGGCCGGAGUUUGGUCCAAGAGCAGUUUCAUCACACCACCUCCUCCUGGCCCAGUUGGAAACUACCAAGACAACCCGACUCACAAGGAGGGUCAGAAACUGAAAUUCCAAUGGACUUCUGACCUUGAAUCAACGGACUUGAGCAUGUGGCAGCAAUAUCCAACACCACCAGAUGGCAAGGGGACAGUGUACUUUCAACCCUUAUUAGAGGGAACGAAAGACACAAACUUCACAUGGACCGUCAGCCUAGACCGAUUCUCGAGAAACAUUAGCAAAGGCGAAGACGCGAUAUUGUAUCUGGCACUCUACGAUCCCAAAACCAACGCCCGAGAUGCAACAUGUCAUUACUUCAAUGUUACCAUUGCCAGCGCAAUGGUAUCUCCGAGCGUUUCUACCACAGUUUCAACGAGCCCAGCUUCGAGUAUGAGUAUGUUGACACCAACCGCGACGAGCACCGCUGUACUUCCAGAGACGAGCAGUUCCGGUCUGUCGAAGGGCGCGACUGCUGGCAUUGCGGUUGGGGCCAUAAUUGGCGGCUUGCUCCUCAUAGGUGGUUUGGGUUUCCUGGCAUGGAGAUGUUUUCGAGGGAGAAGAGAGGAUGUCAGAGAGCCCGUUGCGGUGCAGCAAGUGGUGAUAGAUGGGCCCGAGUUGGCGGGAUCGGCCUGCGAGGCGUAUAGGGAGGGGAGGAAACAUACUCAGAACUACUGGCCGCAGCCGAUUUGUGAGGCACCGUCGGAGAAGACGUGA
This is a messenger RNA of Pochonia chlamydosporia 170, 1962 nucleotides long. RefSeq lists its product as hypothetical. The transcript is spliced from 3 exons. NCBI's taxonomy places the organism in Eukaryota, Fungi, Ascomycota, Sordariomycetes, Hypocreales, Clavicipitaceae. The record is from RefSeq and is a predicted model, not a curated record. Bases 1 to 1962 code for a protein of 653 amino acids.